AUGCUGGCUGAAACCUACAAGACAUUAUCAGAUGAUAUUAAAUCAAAAUUUGAUAUUGUUUUCGUCUCAAGUGAUCAGGAUCAGGCGUCCUUCGAUGAAUAUUUUCACCAGGAAAUGCCAUGGAAAGCAAUACCGUAUGAAGAUCGUGAUCGUAAAAACAAGCUUAGUAAACAAUACAAAAUUCGAGGUAUUCCAUCGUUAAUUGUUCUGAAACCGGACGGUAGUGUUUUGACAGAAAACGGUAGAGAUGAAUUCACUGCAGCAAAGGCUGCUGUUAUCGAAAAAUGGAUUAAAGGGGAAACAUUGUACUGGUCACGCAAACCGAAGGAUGACAGUGAAUACGUUUGGAAGACAGGAGAAGAUGAUGGCGAUGCAGUUGCAUGUGAACAGUGUUUUAUGAAGCCAAUUGUUGGUGAUCGAUUUAGAUGUACGGAAAAGGAUUGUGAUAAAGAUUUGUGUAAUGAAUGUACUGAGAAAAAUGUCCAUAAUGAACAUGGAAGAGAAAAAUUAAUCAAAUAUUUAAUUCCAAAACGACAUUAUUCGUUAAAAGAAUUGCUGGGUGACGGACAAGUUCUCAUACGUACCAACAGUGGAAAGGAUCGUCUACCAGUUGCUGAUGCUAUCAAAGAUAAGAAAGCGAUUGGUCUCUAUUUCUUUGCACAUGGCUAUCCACCGUCUCAUCAGUUCACUCGGAAAUUAGCUGAGAUUUACAGGCAAAUGUCUGAUAGUGCUGAAACAGCAUACUCAUUUGAUAUUAUUUCAGUCUCACUCGAUUGCAACGAUAAAGAAUUACUUGAAGAGUAUUUGCAAAAUGUGCCAUGGAAAACAGUGCCGUUCGAUGAAGCAGGACAAGUAUUGAAACUACACAGCUAUUUCAACAUAGUUGACUUACCAUCGUUGAUCGUACUAGACUCUAAAGGUGAAAUACUGGCAAAGAACGGGUCUAAAGCAAUUGAUCGCUUAAAAUUAGAAGCAGUUGAAGUGUGGAGCAAAGGUGAGAAAAUUCAAACACCACUACCACCUACUCCACCAGAAGAAUUCAUCUGGUCAAGCAUUAGCUGUGAUGGUUGUAAAACAUUUCCACUCGUUGGCUUAAGGUAUCAAUGUAAACAGUGUUUAGCGGAUGGUAAAGCAAGGUAUUCAUAUGAUCUGUGUAAAGCAUGUAAAGAAAACGGACAUGAACAUCAAGUAGAAUUAGUACCACAACCAUUGGAUGAAGGCAAUCAAGAAGAAGAAGAUUAA
Didymodactylos carnosus is the source of this 1242-nucleotide messenger RNA. The record is from the annotation of a GenBank genome assembly. NCBI's taxonomy places the organism in Eukaryota, Metazoa, Rotifera, Eurotatoria, Philodinida, Philodinidae.